UCCGAGGCCGAACUCGGCAGCACAGGGCGGGAAGGUUGCCGUCGCGAAACCCGGCGCCUCGGCCGCUCCGACCGACCAUUUUGAAUUCGAGUUUGUAUGAUCCCACGAAAUCUCGUGCCAGCGUUCGCGGGAUCGUCGUGCGGACUACGAGUCCGUGACGCCGACCGAGGCGCACCGACGACGAUCGACGAUCGACGAUCGGACCAUCGAUCUCCUCGCGGAAUUACGAGCGCGGCGCUGUGUUCCGGAUGCGCGAGGAAUUGGCCUUCGCCAUUCGAGCAUUCGACGCGGGCGCGCAGAAAUUCUGCUCGUCGCCGUGCGCUGACGAGCGUCGCGGUGCUUUGGGAGGACAAUGUCUCGAUUUGAGGGAAUGAUUUUACACAAGUUUUGCAACUGGGAGGAGAUUCAACGGGGUGCAGGUGAUCUUCUUCCUCGAGAAGAGCAAUCCGAGGGAGCAUGGGGUUUUAGCAGAUGGGUGGUUCUUGUUUCUGCCAGGAGACCGAGGUGAUUGUGUUAUUGGCAUUAGACCGAUGAAUUAUCCGACCGCGCUACAUUCUUACGGUGCGGGCAAAGCGCGUGUCCGAGUCUGAUGGCUGGUCUAUUCAUCCAACGAAAGACCUAAUCUCUCACUUUCCGGAAACGCAAUGUACCAAGGCCUUCUCGGGUCGCAUCAGGCGAAAUCUUUGGGCGCUGCUGCUACGAAUCGGAGGCUAUUGGUUAUUUGGGUGGAUGCUCAAUUCUAGUCGUUGUGAGAGUGGACUGUUCGCGUUCGCACUUGCUUUUUGAGGAGAUUAGUUGACCUGCACGGCGUCGUGUUUCCUGAUAAUCCUUUACAUUUCAGUCUCCCAAACGCGUUGCAGCUUGAAAGCAGAGUAUGGACCACCUCCUGAAAUACGAGUCGCUUCCCUUUAUUUUCAAAGAUUUGGCAUCUGACUUCAACUAUUUGAUCCCGGAAUUGAAUUAGGUCGUAAUCACCAGAUAUACUGACCAUGAUUUUCUAUCAAGUACGGACGGACUUGUCUCCUGGCGACUCUGUGGCUAUCAUGUCAAUGUCCACAUCUUUGCGACGAGCUUGAUGCGGCGAUUUUGAAGCGGCAAUUCUCUUCGGGAGUCAUGUUUACGACACCAAGAGUUUCAGUGGACGUAAUUAUUGAAGGGGAUCCACAGGUUGAAGCCCAGAGAAUCUUCCUUGUAAAGUGACGACUGGAGAACGCUGUGGUGACAAUAAACCUCUCAUCUUUUUGUCUCUGCGUACUCAGCAGCUGAGCAUUCAUGCUCAAGAGCAUGAAAAUGGAAGAGACACUGGUGUUCAGAUGACAGGCAGUAUGAAAGAAAGAGUGUUUUGUUGAAACUUUCAAGUUCAUCUUUUGUUUCAUACCUAUUGUUUCACCAAUUUCCUCAACACUGAGGUCCUAAUCAUCAAGCGCCGUACGCUCGAUGAUCAGGGCUUGUUUACUGCUGGCACCAAAGAUACAGUAGCGUGUAGAAUGACGAGAAUUGGGGUCGCACCUGAUCAAUGUAUGCGUCUAGAUCAAAACUUGAGAGUGUACCAGAGCCGCAGGUUACAAGUGCAAUUUGGAGGGCCUCUCUUGUUUUUCUAUUUGUGGCCUUUCCAAGUCCAAUGCCUCGAGGGUGGUGCAUGCCUGCCUCAGUGCAUGUACGACGGACAAGCAGCCAGACAAAAUAUUUCGAACUCUUGCGCUCUUGUCAAUCGAGCUCCGGCAGUCUUGUCUCGAGUGGUAAUUGCCUGGAGACUAUGUGAACGAAGGAACCAAACUGAACACGGAUAGCUCGCGUCGCACAUCCGAGGACAGUAAGAUGGCGAAAAACUUCAGAGACAUGACACGCGAGAACUUCGAAGAUAGUGGAAACGAGAGAGCAGGCGGUGAUAGCAGUAACAAUCCCCGCUCAACGAGUGGACGCAAUGGGGAAGCCAUAGACAUCAGCUGGCCCACCGGAAGCGGUGCUGCUGCUGCUGCCUCAACUAGUACAACGCAAGCCAGUGGUUACCCGGGCAAUAUGUCCCUCGUUGUUGCUGCCACUCUGGUGCCAGACCAACUCAGUUCUCAAGGACGAUCUGAGGAUAUAUCGAUGCGUGACAACGAUCGUCCCAUUCUCCACACCGAGUUUCGAGUCGAUGGGUGCUUAAAACCUGAUGGUAAGCUGGGGCCUUUAAAAUCACUCAACAUACGCGUCCAUGACGACGAUGGGGAUUCACAACCCAGAAUCCCGGGAAGCCCCCAAAGGUCAAUCCGCGUAAUAAUGUCUGAUGGGAGCCGGACAUCCGAUGCGGGCAGACGGAGUCCCGGCCGGUCACCGGGAAGAGUGAUGAACUCCGAGGACGGGAGAGUCGUCGGCGCGGGGAGACAGCAGCAGUAUGCGUCUCGGAAUGCUCACAUUGUGGUGGAGGAGCCGUUCAACGUUCACCGAUACCAAACUCGAAUGCUCGGGGAUCAGCCGCAGGGCCUGGCAGCGGCGCUGACAGAUCUCAGACCAGAGCUGUUGCCACCUUCGAAGGAACCUCAAGGAUUGGCGACAGUCCUGUUUUUGGACAGUGGGGCAGAAGAUACGUACCCAGAACAGGACACGGCAGAGGGCUCCAAUCACAUCACACCAGAAAGUCGCGAGAAUGAUUCGAGGCCCGUAGUGAUGAGAGAGUCUGCCUCGCAGUAUCAGAUCUCUCCCAUGAGGAGCAUGUCUCGGGAAAUUGCUCUCGAGCCAGCGGAAAUGUAUGCUGAAAGUUUCCACAGAGGCGAGGAAGGAAGGCGGCAUACUGAAAAGAGGAGGGAUACUCAAGCAUUCUCUUCCCAAGAGGUCGAGAGUUCCGCAGGUCGUGAUUCGCCUUCGAGAAAUGGGUCUUGUAAGCCUGAGAAUCUUCAUAUUCUUCAGUCUCUUCCGGAAGAAGUAGUGUCUUCCUUGGUGACUGGCCAUGCAAAAAAAGUCACUGCCUCGGAGGGUUCGGAGAGGGGAGGCAGGAACUCUCCGAGAAAAUCCUCACACAGGCGUGCACCAGAUAUGAGUAAUGAAGGAUCUCAAAGCAGGGACCGUUCCAUGCAUUAUGACGGUGAAGAUCAUCUCCAUAAACGGCAGAGUAGGAACGUACAUGGCACUCCUCGGGAGUCAGGCAGUUCUACUUACACGAGCUACUACACUUCAAGUUCUCGUGCCGAUGGUUCCUUCCGGCCUGAAGGAAGAGCUAGUCAACGAAGCUCUCGGAAGGUGCUCGAAGACGUCAACGAGCAAUCUGAAGCUGGCUACGAUCGUCAAAGCUCAGUGCGACAAUCAAGAAGUCACAGUGGGGACGGUCACGGUACUCCUGGCAGCUCCUAUGGAAGUUACUUCACGAACUCGAAUUCUCGUGCCAGUGGUUCCUUACCUCAAAGAAGCUCUAGAAAGUUGCUCGAAGGCGUAAACGAGGAUCAUGAAGUAAGUUACGAUAAUGAUGUACCACCACCUCCUCCUCAAGAUUCUCAAAUAUCGGAAGACAAGAAGGAUCAGCGUCGCAGAACACAUAAAGCCUCCCAGCGGGAACCUGGCGGCUCUGUGAGUUUUCGAUCUUCGGACUUAUCUGGCGACGAUCGCAGCCGGUUGUACGGUAGCACAUAUCGGACCAAAUCUCAUACAGGAUCAUUCCUCGGACCACCACCUAGCGACCAAACACGUGAUCCGGGUGCUGUGCCAAACAGCAAGCCGCGACCAUCGGAUGACAGAAUGUUGUCCAUAUCAAAGUUGCUGGACAACAUGACUUCUAUAACUCAACUGUUGAGUAAUAUUCCUCAGCAGCAGGUGGGUGGAGGCGAGCCUUGGAAUCAGGGAAUCUCCCAAGGCAUACCAGAUGCUAACAUUAUGAACCGAAAUUUACCGCAAUACAUGUCAAACGAUGGAAACUGGCAGUUUGAUCAAGAAAAUAAGCGGCCCUCUCAUCUUCUGAUCGAGGGUGCACCGCCUUCUGAUGGCCCACAACCAAAUCAAUUCAUGGAAGAUGGACCACCUCAACAGAGCGCGUUAGACAUCCUACCGUCCCAGGACGAGAAGCUGAACAAUAGGCCAUCGCAAAUGCUUCUGAACACAAUCAACAGCCAACAACCUCAGCUUCAAGGUGGCCAAUCUCAGCAGUUUCAGAACUCAGAUAACCGAUCUUCGCAGUUUAUGAACGGCAGAUCGUCCCAGAUGCAAAUGCCAGAUUCCAGUUUUUUGUCUUUCGAUGCGCUGGACAACCGACAAUCCCAACUCUUUCAAACCCGGCCAUCUCAGAUUGCAUCGCAGAUUGACGGCUCCCAAAUGGUAGACGCCAUGAACAGGUCGUCGCAGCUACAUGUCCAGGAAGAUGGGUCUCCUCAGUUGGACCUCAUGAUGGGACAACAAUCCCAGAUCUUAACAAGCAGACUGUCACAGCAACAUAUGCCAGGUGACAAUACCCAGCAGAUUUUUCCCCUGGAGAGUCGACCUUCGCAAUCUAGUUCACAAGAGAAGGAUGCCCUGCUUUUCAACAGCAUGAACAGUCGGCCAUCCCAACUACAGCAACGACAAAGCAACAAGCUGUCACAGCAGUUCGACAACUUAAACUCGAGGCCGUCGCAGAUGAAGUUACCCGGUGAUGGGUCACAACAGUUUGACCCAAUGAAUGGUCAAUUAUUCGACCUUCCCACAAGCAGGCCAUCGCAGCUGAGCCACAUUUCCACCAUAGACAAUAGAGCAUCGCAGAUCCUCAAUAGUAGGCCAUCCCAGCUUAUGACAAAUAGGCUAUCGCAGCAGCAAAUAAUCCAAGGCGACAGUUUCCAGCAAACUCUUCCAUCAGAUAGCCGUCCUUCACAAAUGCUCCUCGGCAGGCCCUCCCAGCUGGCGUCUAAGUCUCCAGAAGAAGACUUUGCACAACUUAGCAGUAUGAGCCGACAAGCGUCCCAGCUUAUGACAAAUAGGCUAUCGCAGCAGCAAAAUAUCCAAGGCGACAAUUUCCAACAAAUUCUUCCACCAGAUAGCCGUCCUUCACAAAUGCUCCCCGGCAGGCCAUCACAGACUGCCUUGCAAGGUACUGGUAUGGAGCAGGCGGCUGGUAGCAUGAAUAAUGAUUCAUCCCAGUUUGUAGACACCCGGUUAUCGCAGGUGGAGAUGCAACGAAUCGGGUCACGGAUAAUGGGCAGUUUGAUGAUGAGACCUUCGCAGCUAAAUAUCCAAGCGACGGGAACUCAACAUCCUGACAGCAUGAACCGGCAGCCCUCCCAGAUUCAGAGAAACAGUCUACCGCAACUCAGUCGACCUUCUCAGUUAGUGAAUACCAGGCCAUCACAGUCUGGCAUCCAAGAUGCCAAUCUUCAGCAGUUUGACGGUAUGAAUAGUGGGUCAUCGCAGGUCGAUAAGCGCAUGAGUGGUGGUUCGAGGAUUUUAGGCAGCAUGAGCAACAGGACAUCGCAACUCAAUAUGCAGGAGACCGAUAUACAAAAUUUACAACAAAUCGAUCCCAUGAAUUCGCGAUCAAGUCAAGUUCUGAACAACCCGCCAUCGCAAAUGGGUAUGCAGGGUGACGGAUCACAGCAAUUUAAUAACUUGAAUAUGCGACCAUCUCAACUUUUAAAUGCGAGGGCAUCGCAGACUAUUCUUCAAGACAACCUCUUCCAGCAAUUUGACCCUACGAAUUCCCGUCCAUCUCAGCUUCUGAAUUCAAGGCCUUCGCAGAUCAGUCACCAGGAUAAUGGUCUACAGCAGGUUGAUCCCUUGACUUCCCGAGCAUCUCAGCUUCUAAAUGCCAGACCAUCGCAAAAUGAGAUGCUGAGUGAUGGUUUGCAGCAAUUCGACAACUUAAAUCCCCGACCGUCCCGGCAACUUCAGACAAACAUGCGACCAUCUCAGCUUCAAAUCGCAAGGCCAUCGCAGCUUCAAGAUACCAGGCCAUCACAGAUUAAUGCGAGGCCUUCCCAGCUUGCUAAUACACGGCCGUCGCAAUUCAUUGUGCAAGAUGAUGGAAUGCAGCAGUUUGAUUCCAUCAACGGACGACCUUCUCAGUUUCUGAACACUAGACCAUCGCAAGUUGAUGUUCUACAUGAAGGUUUACAGCAAUCUGAUCCCAUGGGUCCCCGACGAUCUCAGCUUGCGAGCAGCAGGCCAUCGCAGAAUACUAUGCGACCGUCUCAGCUUGUGAAUUCGAGGCCAUCACAGUUCGAUCUGCAAGGUGACCCUUCACAGCAGUUUGAUUCCAUGAAUGACCCACAAUUCGAUCCGCAAGGUGACCCUUCACAGGAAUUUGAUCCCACAAACGAGCCACAAUCUGAACUCAUGAACCAGAGGGCAUCACAAUUCUCUAUGCAAGAUGGAGAGACAGAAGAGUUCGAUCCCAUGAAUCCCCGACCAUCUCAGAUAAUGAACCCGAGGCCAUCGCAAAUUGAUAUGCAAGAUGACGACUCACAGCAGUAUGAUAUUAUGGAGCCUCGACCAUCUUAUCUUCUAGGUAGCAGGCAGUCACAGAUGAUGAUGAGACAAUCCCAGCUUUUGGGUUCAGUACCAGCGCAGCUGCCUUUACAACCUGAUGGAGCAGAGCAGUUUGAACCUAUGGAAGCUCGACCGUCUCAGUUCAUGAACACAAGGCCAUCGCAGAUUGGUAUCCAAGAUGACGGCGGUUUUGAGAACUUUGAAGGCAUGAAUCCUCGACCAUCUCAAUAUGCGAACAUGAGGGGCUCACAAACGACUCCGAUGAAUCUUCCACGAGAAAGCAGAGCACAGCAGUUCGAUAGCAUGAAUGUUCGACCAUCACAACUCAUGCAGAGCCGCCUGUCCCAGCCCUUGAACAGGGGACCAUCACAAUUCGACAUUCAAAGCCGGCCAUCGCAAUUAUCAACCGGCAGGCCUUCGCAGGUACCCAGCCAGCAGCUAAACAACUUUCAACAGAUCUCUCAAUCCAUGACAGAAUGUGACAACUGCGCUGAUCCCAAUCAUGAAGCGGUGGAUUGCCCGAUCGAAGUUUGUUGCAAUUGUGAAGAGCCUGGACAUUAUGCACGACAGUGUGUAAAUCCUCCAAUGGCUGAUCAAGGAGAGCCAUAUACAGAAACGCUGCAACAGGAAGGCACGGUGGAGGAAAUGGAUGAAGGAUUUGGGGAAUCUGAAAACGCGGCACAGAUUGGUGAUUCACCACAGGUGCUUGAAACUUUGGGCACUGUUGAUGAUAGUGAAAACCUCCAAACACGAGAGCUAGAUAUACCAGACGAUGAGAACAUGGAGGCCGAUGGCUCGUCAGAGUACACACAUUCAACCGAAUAGAGUCAACUCACAAUGGUAUCAAGGUGCUGAAUCCAGACGUUCAUGGAUUCAGCCAAUGCAGGAGUCAAAUGAUGACACGCUACAGCAGCUUGGAUUUCUGGAAUCUCAGAAUCUCAGAAGGUCACUAGCAAGGACAGUGAGCGCUAUGCUCGAAGAGGUACAAGAACUAGAGACAAGAAGUCGGCAGAGCUCACUCGCUUACGCGCGAAACAGCAUCGCAGGGCAGUCACGAGUCGGUCCAACAGGUGGCCGGACAGCAAAUGAUAAGCCUCGCAGCGCAAAGCAUGAUAAGCGGAGGCAAUCACGUGGAUCUACGACGGUGAGAGGAAGUUCUCAGCUUGUGGGCAACUCGACCCACAAGAGUCGACCAAGCGCCAGGGCUAAUGAUUCAGGGCAGACCACCGAAAAUUUCCACAUUUCGAGACAUGCAUCUCGACAGGCAGAGGAGUAUAUAAGAAAAUCCCGGACUUCAGAAUGGCUUAGCAAUCUUCCCACAAAUUACGAGGGGACAGAUGUGAGUGGCAGCCAUCAUUCCCAAGAUCUAGAGCAGUAUUCACAGUUGUCAGAGUCGGGCUACCAUCAAGAAAUGCCUGAAGUUUCUCCAAGGGAAAAUAAUCACGGACCUGUUCCCCAAGACAUGGAGUAGUACAGUGAUGAUCCGACGCUGGACGUACCAACGUCUUUUGAUCAUGACACCGCAGCUUUACAGAACCCCACUCGGCUACAGUAUCCAAGCAAUCGGUAACUAUCUUCUUACGCGUACACUUCCCAGGGACCUCCAAUGAUUACACCGCAGCGACAGCAAGCGUCGAAUCAUUUGCAACCACCCUAAUGAAACUCGAGUUAUUAAAGGCUGGAAAGCUCAUGCUCAAGGUGCACUUCUGCAACUCUGCCAUUAACAGGAGUCGUGAAUUAGCUGAGAAUGUCGGACUUUCCAGAGUUUGUGGCUUUACUACAAGCAGCCCAAUGUGAGCUGUGCGACAUGUUCUAUCAUAUUGCUCCCAGUGAUCACACCUUAAGAUGUAAUCCGACUUUCGGAUUCUACUCAAAACCUCGAUGCUCGGCGACGGCUAUAAUUCCACACAGCACGCAUACACGAGAUUACUUCAUGAGAUGUGCAUCAGUAUUUAUGGCCAGGGCUCGUGCGUCGUCAAGGAUCGGAGAAUUAGCUACUUUCUGGAAAACCCCCGUCUGCAAAUCUGCGUAAUCCGAGAGUGAGAGACAGAAUCCGUUGAGUGCUGAAACGAAGCCGGUGACUGGGCUCGAUGGAAACACCGAUGCAUUAUCUUGUACAAUCGCGUGCUGCGUCCAAAAACAUGGAUACCUGAGUGCUACUUCGCGUGUGUUGAUGUCGUUCCUUCAGCUCGUCAUCACGACGCUCGCUUAGUACUGGGGAGUAAAUCUUAUGUGCACAUCAGCUCCUCUGAGGGGCCUUUUGGUACCUGGGCCGUACUCGGAAAGAAGCUGAGGUUUAUGGUGUGGUAUAUCCAGGAAUCUUUCCGAAUAUGACUGCAUUCACUACGACUGCAUCCAGCAGAUAGGAACUGGACAGUACUGGCAAUUUUGUUCAGUACAGGACAAGGACAUAGGUCACGUCGUGGACAUUGCCAAAGGGAAGCAUGAGCACACAUGGCUGUGCACUUUCACUCCACACCAGCUUUUAAGACCAGCAUUGAAUGACAUGCCAAAAUAGCUGUGGUGGAUAAGAUCGAGCCGAGGAUGGAUGCUGCCCAGAGACAUGUAUGAGUCUUGCUGUCCAACACACGCAUCCGUAAUCGUCAUCUUUGCUCAAGACGCAAACAACUAUCAGGGGUAAACGAAUUUUUGUCAGUAAAAUGUUCCCCGAACCUGUACGCAAAAUCAAGUGGGUAUUUAGUUGAACGACGCUGGUCAGAAGCAAAUCAAGCCGGAGAAAGUUGCAGUACUGGGAGAAAAUUCCCCUCACAUAUAGCCAGGAAAAGAAGUUAACUGCUCACCAGUUCCGGCGGAGCUCAAAGUCAUCUUCGACACGUGCUUCACGGUGAAUGGACACAAAAUCGGAUGAUUAUACAUCUGGCCUACGUUACAUGUGUGGAUUUUCCGUUGCUGAUAAGACUUCUCACAUGCUCUGGCUGCUCGACGAGAGAGGUGAGGUGAAAGAGGUGUUUGGCGAGUGCAACUGCUAUUAGCAGCAAUUACCAACGUUGGAAUUUCGAGGUGAAAAAUACUUCAUUUGGGCUUGACGUUACUGGAAAAGAUGUCAAGAAAUCUUCCAAGGACGGUUGAGGACACGCAUUGACUAUUUCGGUGACGACGAACUUUCUGAUGUGAAUUCACACCUUACCACUCUAACCUCUUCAGGUCAGUAGAAUACAACCAUUCGACUGGAGGACUCUUGCUAAUAGUGAGAAGUGUACGGAGUAUGAUCAUCAAAGGCUUGAACAUGUGUUGUCCGUCCACAGUACAUUACCCCAAUCAACUUUUCCACUUUCCAGUCGUUUCAAUUUCCGGACUUAGGAGAUGGUCAUAUCAUGAUGAUGCCCGAAGAAAGCUGUGUCCCUGGUACCGACCAGUAGAACUACGAGACAACAGAUCAUAUUGCUAAACAUGACAGAAGAGAGGCCCAAUAAGCAGUUACCAUGAACACAAAAUUCAUUGUAUACA
Marchantia polymorpha subsp. ruderalis is the source of this 9891-nucleotide messenger RNA. The record is from the annotation of a GenBank genome assembly. Lineage: Eukaryota; Viridiplantae; Streptophyta; Marchantiopsida; Marchantiales; Marchantiaceae.